UUGUCGCUCGUACCGUUGUCGGGCAUGCACGUUGGGAACGGAAAAACGACGUUUCUUGUUUCGUCUUUGCCGCGAUCGAAUGGACGGACAGCCGAACGAAUAAACGGUCUUAAAACUCUUAGCUUCCUUUUGUCGCUCCUCGGAUAUUUAUUCGUACUUGUUAUUCCUUAACGAAGCCUACCUUUAAUAGGUUAAAAUUAAAUUUAGAUAAAUUCUUAGAUACGUCGUAAAAGUAUUCGGUUAAAAGUCUUGCGUUGGCGUAUAUACAAGCACUUGUCGCUCAUGAAAUGAGGUGUUAUUUUUUCUGCAACGAUUUCGAUUUUCCCAACGAUCUCGCAGAUAUUACAUUUGUUUAUAUUUUAAAAGAUGUUGUGUCGCGAUGGAAAGUUGAGUUUGUUUUGCUUUAGCAUAGCUCUUCUCGUCGCACUCUUACCGGAAUUAUUUUCGAGGUUAGAAUUCGAUAUUUAUAGCAAAUAUUUUCAAAACGUCUUGUUCGUGCAUUUUCUUCAGUAUGGUUUUUCGAAUUUCAUUUUGCUCCUUCUCUUCGGUGGAUUUGAAUAUCAGGUCGCAUUGAGAUCCACGUUUUUAGGAUAUGUAGUUGGUGUUGCAAUUACGAUAUUUUCUAUCGCUUCGCCUUCCUGGCGAAUGUUUGGCGUUUAUAUGGCAGUAAUAGCUAUAUUCCAUUACACCGAAUUUUUAGCUAUAGCGUGGACAAAUCCUUCGUCGUUGUCUAUAGAUAGCUUCGUUCUUAAUCACAGUGUCUCGUACGGCAUAGCCGCGUGUUCUAGUUGGAUCGAAUUCGUCAUAGAGAGGUACUACUUCCCCGAAAUGAAAAUGGCCUCUUCCGUUUCCUAUAUCGGCUUAAUAUUAUCCACUUUGGGAGAACUAUUAAGAAAAAGCGCCAUGUUUACGGCUAAACAUAAUUUUAAUCAUAUUGUGCAAAGCGCGAAGAAGAGGAAUCACGAACUAAUAACGCAUGGUAUUUAUGGAAUAUUUAGACAUCCGAGUUACGUCGGAUGGUUUUAUUGGGCCAUUGGAACUCAGUUGAUACUCCAAAAUCCAUUUUGCGUUUUGGCAUAUACGGUGGCUUCUUGGAGAUUUUUCCACGAUCGUAUUCUUAUAGAAGAAAUAACGUUGUUGAACUUUUUUGGCGAAGCAUACGCUGAAUACCAAGGAAAAGUACCUACCGGACUACCAUUUAUAUCUGGCUAUAAAAUUAAUUUAUAGCAAGCUAUAGAUGUCUAGUCGAACCGCAUAUUUGGAUGCCGAUACAUCAAUUUUAACGCGUCUUUCAAUGCGUAUCUAUAUAUAGUACUUAUAACGCUAUGCCGUUAUAAGUUUUUCUUUGUUUUCUUUCUUUCCCUUUUUUUUUUUUUGUAAAUAUAAUAUUCCAUGUAUUAUAUUUUUUAUAUAGUUUUGCUUAUUUAUUUCUUCAACUGGUAACUCGUACCGAAAAGUCAAACCAACGAUUUCGCGGAAAUUUGUUGUUUUGCAUUUGUAUGAGAUUUGCUGCAAGUUAAAAUUCCAACGUUAAUAUAUCAUAUUGACACGAGACUGGAAUAAACUGAUUUAUUUGUUAACAAAAUUAUAUUUAUUGUCUCAUACACACACAACAUACACACACACCCACACUCACGUAGACAUAUAUUUUUUUAUAAUAUUAUUUUUUAACAACGCAAGCUACAUUUUAAUCGUGUUAUGUACUUUCAGUUUAUAAAUUUACAUAUGUAAUACAUCAUGUAAGUCGUGUUAGCAUUUGCAUCGACAUUAAUAAGCAUUUUCUCAGUGUUAAAUUACGGCGCAAACUGUGUUAAAUUGUAAUUGCGUGUUAAAUUUUUUAUACGUAGAUUUUUACGAUAUAUUGGAGGAUUAAAAUAUCUUGUGUUGACAAAGAUAACAUUAACGUAUUUGUCCUCUAUGAAAUUUAUCUUUUAAGCUAUUGCAAAACAAAUUCUGUUUUAUUUAUUAUACAUAAAAUAAUAGAGAUAUACAGAGUUAUGAGGAAAUAGUAAAAUAGAUAAUUGUUAAUUAAAGUAGACAGAGAGAGAUCGUAGACUUUUUGGCCUAUCUCUGUUCCAGCACGAUAUUUGAUCGAUUCUUCUUUAGAAUUAUAGAAUAUGUAAAUUGUAAGAAUAUUAAUUACAAGAGUAAAUUAUUCACUUUUAUUUUCA
Messenger RNA from Vespula vulgaris, 2171 nucleotides. It is a transcript of the gene ste14, whose product is annotated as protein-S-isoprenylcysteine O-methyltransferase. Gene Ontology annotation, biological process: C-terminal protein methylation. The transcript has 3 exons. Gene Ontology annotation, cellular component: endoplasmic reticulum; membrane. The record is from RefSeq and is a predicted model, not a curated record. Gene Ontology annotation, molecular function: protein C-terminal S-isoprenylcysteine carboxyl O-methyltransferase activity. Bases 367 to 1227 code for a protein of 286 amino acids. Lineage: Eukaryota; Metazoa; Arthropoda; Insecta; Hymenoptera; Vespidae.